Molecule: messenger RNA, 495 nt
Organism: Salvia splendens (bonfire salvia)
Lineage: Eukaryota; Viridiplantae; Streptophyta; Magnoliopsida; Lamiales; Lamiaceae
Exons: 2
Coding region: 1-495 (164 amino acids)
Source: RefSeq, a predicted model, not a curated record
AUGGGGGAGCCAGCCAUGGCCGAAUCUUGGAUACGCUCAUUAGAGCGCAUUUUCGCAAUCUUGGGGUGCAACGAUAGAGAACGAAUGACUUGUGUGACCUACCAGCUAACCGAGGUUGCCGACUUUUGGUGGGACACACGGAUGAAGACAAUGCCCCGAGAGCAAGCAGCGGGAAUGACUUGGGAGGGUUUCAAGACAGAGAUAUACGAUAAGUAUGUACCCAAAAGCUAUCGGAAGGCGAAGACGUCUGAAUUCUACAACCUGACCCAAGGGCGCAUGACUGUGACCGAGUAUGAUCGUGCGCUCAGCAGCAUGACUCGAUAUGCACCUGAUCAAGCCGAUACCGAUGAAAAGCUGGCCGAAAAGUUCCGUGGAGGACUAAGGCCUGAGAUAAGAAUGUCGUUGGCUAGUCGUGGGAAACUACCCUACGCGGAAGCUUUGGCCCUUGCACUAGACAUUGAGGCAGCUAUGCCCCAGGAGAGGAUGACGUACUAG